AUGAAAGCCUCCUUAAGAUUACUGGCGACAGCCACCGCAACAAAUGGCAUAAGACCAGCGCCCAUGGCGCUGCUCCCUCCCAUUCCCCUAUACCGCCGCUUAUUACGGGCACAUCGCACCCAUCUGCCCACCGAAAUGCGAUUAUUGGGAGAUGAAUACGUCAAAUCCGAGUUUCGUGCCCACAGGAACGUGGAUAAUCCAGCACAUUUAUUGUAUGCGCAACAGAUCGAGGGGGACUCGUGGAAGGGUGAGAAGAUUGACCAGGGAAAGGUUGAGAAGAUGAGUGGUUUGUUUAAUUACGUUCCUUUGCGGAUUCAGACUGUGGAACUAAUGCGAUUAGAGAGAAGCAAGAUAGCGGAGAGGAGGAGGAUUAGUUGUUCAAGGCGGCUUAACAUGAACGAGGAUGGGCUUCGUAUUGUGCAGAAACAGCUUCUACGUCGGAAAUUCACCCAGUGUACAUCAAUGAAUAGCAUACGAACGUGGCAGAGUGAAGUCGGUUCCUGUAAACUCACGACGGUGAUGUUUAAUAAGGGGCAAAUCACCAGCAACGCUAUCAUGACGGACGAACGGCCUCCCAAGAGACGGAAACAAGACAAUAAACACCUUUUUAAGAUUGGUGGUAAAUAUGUCGACUUGGGGUUUUCGAGGGUCACCGGAGAGCUCACCAAGCCUGUGGCUGCUGUAAAUGCACCGAAGGUUGCUGAAGCCCCCAGGGAAGAGGAAGUCUCUGAUGGGAAGUCGCAAAGUGCAGAAAUCAACCACAACGCAGAAGCGACCAAAAAGCCAGAACCCACGCAGAAGCCAGGAAGACCACCACGAGCGACUGAUCGGAAAUCCAACCCAUCCAAAGGCCAGUCACAUGAUGCCAUGCUGAAGGGUAGGAAAGCACUACCGAUCUGGGCCCAUCGGAAUGAAAUCACUUCAAGCAUCAGAAAAGAUGGCGAUGAUGUUCUGUUGGUCGUUGGAGAGACUGGAUCUGGAAAGAGCACCCAGGUUCCCCAGUUUCUAUGUGAAGAGAAAUGGUGUCGGAAAAAAGAGGUGGAGCCGGGCGUCAAGGUCGGCGGCAUGAUUGCCAUCACUCAGCCAAGACGAGUUGCUGCUACGACUUUGGCUAAUCGAGUGGCUCGCGAGAUGGGCACGCCUCUGGAUGGAAGACGCGAUGGCCAUGUUGGGUACUCAGUCCGAUUUGACCACAACGUCCCUCGAGGCACCAAAAUCAAAUUCUUGACCGAAGGCAUGCUCCUUCAGGAACUCCUACGGGACCCCAAUCUGAGGGAAUACAGCGCCAUCGUUGUCGAUGAAAUCCAUGAAAGGAGUGUGGAUGUCGAUUUGGUCACCGGUUUCCUCAAGCAGAUCAUAACGGGCGACAAAGCCGGACGCGGUGGUGUUCCGUUGAAGGUUGUGAUCAUGAGUGCAACAGCAGACGUGGAGCGCUUGCAAGAUUUCUUCUCAGUACCAAAUCCAGAUGGCUCUGUGCACCAUCAAGCACUUCAACUGCUUCUAAUCAAAGGACGUCAAUACCCUGUGGAGAUUAAACAUACGGACAAACCUGUCCCAGAUAUUCAGGAUGCACUCUUCAAACAAAUCACGACACUUCAUGAGCAAGAGCCACUUCCUGGUGAUAUCUUGGCUUUCCUUACAGGUCAGGAAGAUAUCGAGGAGGCCCAGACUCGUCUGGAGGAAUACAGCUUGGCCUUGGCCUCAGAUGUGCCCAAAUUGAUGGUGUGCCCACUUUAUGGCCAGCUUUCCAUACAAGCGCAGCAAGCCGCUCUUCAGCCUCUCACCAAAAAGUUCACAAGGAAGGUGGUUUUGGCGACAAAUAUUGCAGAAACUUCAGUGACCGUCCCCGGAGUUCGAUACGUUAUCGAUCAGGGCAAAGCCAAGGUCAAGCAAUUCCGCUCGCAGCUGGGCAUGGAAUCGCUGCUAGCGAAGCCGAUCUCUAAAUCCUCCGCUAAGCAAAGGACUGGACGAGCGGGACGUGAGAGCGCUGGCAAAUGCUUCCGGCUGUAUACCGCCGACACUUACGAGGGGCUGAAAGACACCGACCUUCCUGAAAUCCUGCGCAACGAUGUCAUGGGAGCGAUUUUGACGAUGAAAGCUCGGGGCAUCAACGAUGUACGGACGUUCCCUCUAAUGGACUUCCCUGAUGAUGAUUCCGUCAAGAAGGCGCUGAUCCAUCUCCAUGUGCUCGAUGCACUGGACAAUGAAGGCAAAAUCACAAUAAUCGGAAGGAAAAUAGCUCUAUUCCCGGUUUCUGCACCUUAUGGCAGGGUACUUCUUGCAGCUUCCCAACCCGAAUUCGACUGCCUCCUAGAGGUGAUCGACGUCAUCUCCUGCAUCACAUCAGGAGAGAACAUCUUCUUCCAACUCCACACCGAAGAAAUCCAAGAGGAGACCGAAGAGACUCGCAAAGAGCUCUACCGCCGGGAGGGCGACAUCCUGACUUACCUCACCACGAUGCAGCAAUACAUCGCCGAAAACACGGACCGCAUCGAAUGGUGCAAGAAGCGGCGCGUCAAUAUCCGCAACAUGAAGCAGGCGAUGAACAUACGCAAGCAGCUGCGCGGCCUGUGUCUCAAGGAGAACAUUCUCCUCGAGAAGCCGCCGCAGGAUCCCCAACCAUUCAUUCCCCUGUCCCCCGAACGCGCAGAGUCCUUGUUGCGGUGCUUCAUGACGGGGUUCGUCACCAAGUGCGCGUUGUUGGCGCCGGAUGGGAGUUAUGUUACGGUUCAGGGAAAGCACGUCGUGGCUAUACACCCCUCGAGUGUUUUGCACGGGCAGAAGAAGGAGGCCAUCAUGUUUUUGGAGCAUGUGUUUACGCAGAAGAACUAUGCUAAGAAGGGCGUGGGUUUGGCUUUAAGAUGA
Molecule: messenger RNA, 2865 nt
Organism: Pseudomassariella vexata
Lineage: Eukaryota; Fungi; Ascomycota; Sordariomycetes; Amphisphaeriales; Pseudomassariaceae
Product: P-loop containing nucleoside triphosphate hydrolase protein
Exons: 6
Coding region: 1-2865 (954 amino acids)
Cellular component (GO): intracellular anatomical structure; catalytic step 2 spliceosome
Molecular function (GO): RNA binding; ATP binding
Source: RefSeq, a predicted model, not a curated record